Molecule: messenger RNA, 936 nt
Organism: Hansenula ciferrii
Lineage: Eukaryota; Fungi; Ascomycota; Saccharomycetes; Phaffomycetales; Wickerhamomycetaceae
Product: phosphatidylinositol-specific phospholipase C/glycerophosphodiester phosphodiesterase family protein
Exons: 2
Coding region: 1-936 (311 amino acids)
Biological process (GO): lipid metabolic process
Molecular function (GO): phosphoric diester hydrolase activity
Source: RefSeq, a predicted model, not a curated record
AUGGUUAAGAUACAGAAAGUGUUGAGCGUUGCCACUUUACUCUCUGUCGCUUUGGCUUUGGGUAUUUCCAAGGUUACUGAAGCUUUAGAAGGGUCUAUUACCACACAAUAUACCUCAGACUUGACUAGAUUUUGCAAUAGAGACGUGUUUGUCAAACAAAUCCAUUCACAUAACGAUUACUGGAGAGAUAUUCCAUUAUAUACAGCUCUAUCUUAUGGUGUACAAUCAGUUGAAGCCGAUGUUUGGCAUUUUGAAGGUGAUGAUACAAUCUAUGUUGGUCAUCAUGAAGCUGCUUUGAACGCUGAAAGAACUUUUGAAGCAACUUAUAUUAACCCAUUAGUUCAAAUAUUAACUGCUGCUAAUCCAAAUAAUACAUUUACAGCAUCUGAAACUAAACCAAAUGGUGUUUUUGAUACAGAUUCAGGUGCUACUUUAUACCUUUGGGUUGAUUUGAAAACUGAUGGUGAUACUUUGAUUCAAUAUGUUAUCAAGGCUUUAGAACCAUUAAGAGAAAAAGGUUGGUUGACUACUUACACUGAAGGUGAAGGUAUUAAAUGGGGUCCAAUUACUGUUGUCGGUACUGGUAAUACUCCAUAUGACUUUGUUUCUAGUCAAAAAUCAAGAGAUUAUUUCUUUGAUGGUCCUUUAAAGACUUUAAAUAGUUCAUAUCCAAAAGAAUUGAACCCAAUUGCUAGUGCUUCAUUGAAAAAAUUAAUUGGUACUGAAGAUAUAAAUAUUAAUGGAUUAAAUGAUCAACAGUUUGAUCUUUUGAAGACUUAUAUCGAUGAAGCUCAUUCUCAAGGUAUUAAAACAAGAUUAUGGGAUGUCCCUUGGUGGCCAGUUAAAUUGAGAAAUAACCUUUGGAGACAAAUCUUGGAUGCAGGCUCUGAUUUCUUAAAUGCUGAUGACUUAGAAUUCGCUUCAAAAUUUGAAUAG